AUGAACGGCAAGAAGGGCGGCAAGUCACCAUCAGGUGACGCCGAAGGCAGUAACGGUUUUGAUCCCAGCACUGAAACAGUAAGCAAACUUUCAGGCAGAAUUGCCACUAGGACCAAAACGAAGCACCCGUCCGAGUCCGGCCUGGACAGUGGUUUCAGCAGUCUCUCAGGCAGCAACGGCGGUCAGAGGCCAAUGAUCAGGGCCCGGCUUCCCAAUGAGCAGCGCACCAUGGUGCAGGUGUAUCCGGGACAGACGCUCCGCGAGGCACUCGAACGGGCCUGCACCCGUCGGCAGCUGAACAUGAACAGCUGCUACGUGGAGAUGGUCGACACUGGGUACGGCGAGAGAGAACCCAAUAAUCCACCACCACCUUCUAACACUGCACUUUUACCUUCCUUCAGGGAGUACCUGGACUGGGAUAUGGACGCCUCACAGCUGGACGGCACUGACAUCGAAGUCAAGUCCAUUGACCCGUUUGCCAUUCGCUCACGAGUGUCGCAUUCCUAUAUCCGCAAAACCUACUUCACCAUGACCAUCUGCGUCGUCUGUCGGAAGAAUAUGUUCCAAGGUUUGUACUGUCAGAUCUGCAAGAUUCGCUUUCACCAGAGGUGCGGCGACCAGGUGAACAACCUGAUCGAGUACCGACAGUGUGACCCACUGCGGAUGUGCAAGUCGGAGAAGGCGCUGGUGGAGCACAUGCUGAGCGCCAACAUGGAGCGAUACCACAUUGGACGAAGUGGCUCCUCAGUGACGCCCACCUCCUGUUCAGCCUCCUCCAGCGGACGGCCAGGCCCCAAUGGCCGAAUGGUGCCCAAGCCAUCCUUCUUCGGCAUUCCCAUCCGUCGGCCAGUCCCUCCGCCCUUGCCGCCGAUGCCUGCGAAGGGCCAGCCACCAGGCAAUUCGAACCACCUCUCCGCCGAGCCGCCCCUUUGUCAGCGAGAGCGCUCCACCUCUGCGCCGAACGUCAGCUUCAACCUAGUCAACCUGUCAUCGGUGGCGGCGAGCAAUCUGGUGGCGGAGACCAUCCUCCAAGAGCAGCUGCUCCUCCAGCACAAGGCAGCACAGAUGCAGCCAUUCGGCACGGAGACGAUGCCAACUCACUCUCUGAUGUCGCCAAACAGCCUCGAGCCACCACUGCUUGAUGAGGGCGAAGACCCGCGCAUUCAGUCCGCCUCGGCCGCUAUGGGAUCUGCAGUGGGCGGAAGUGGACAGGCGCGAAACUGGCGGCCCCGUGCACGGUCUGCCGAUGAAUCGGCAAAGAAGAAGAUUCGCGGCAACCCAGCUCGAGACAGCAUGGAGGACUGGGAGAUUCCCGCUAAUGAGAUUCUCACUGGUCGGCAGAUUGGCUCCGGCUCCUUUGGUACGGUCUUUUACGGCACCUGGCACGGGCCAGUGGCGCUGAAAAGGCUAAAGGUGGCAAAGCCCACUAAGGAGCAGCUUCUGGAGUUUAAAAACGAGUUGGCCGUUCUGAGGAAGACUCGCCACGUGAACAUAAUCCUCUUCAUGGGCUGCGUCUCCAAGCCCGACCUGAUGAUCGUCACUCAGUGGUGCGACGGCAGCAGUCUCUACAAGCACCUGCACGUUAUGGAGACCAACUUUGAGGUCUUUCAGCUGGUGGACAUUGCCAGGCAGACGGCGCAGGGAAUGGACUACCUGCACGCGAAGAAGAUCAUCCAUCGAGACUUGAAGUCAAACAACAUUUUCCUUCACAACGACUUUACGGUGAAGAUUGGCGACUUUGGUCUGGCCACGGUAAAGUCCAACUGGAAGGGCACCGAGCAGUGUCAGCAGCCGACGGGGUCUCUCCUUUGGAUGGCGCCCGAGGUGAUUCGAAUGGACGAGAAGAAUCCCUUCACCUACCAGUCUGAUGUGUACGCCUACGGAAUCGUCCUCUACGAGCUCGGCUCCAGUCAACUGCCGUACAACCACAUCAGCAACCGAGACAGGAUACUGUUCCAAGUGGGUCGUGGCCAUUUAAAGCCCGACAUGACGGCCAUCAAGAGCUACAUCCCAAAGGUGUAUGUCAAGCUAAUUCAGGACACCACUGCGUUUGAGUUUACAGACAGGCCGCUCUUUAAAGAGGUUCUCGUCCGUCUGAAUGAGGUAAUGCGCGUCCUGCCGAAGAUUACCCGUUCAAUAUCGGAGCCCUUCCUCAACCACAAUACAGGCGACUUUAUGGAGGGCGCCAUGUGUCCCAGUCCGAAAACUCCCAACGCUAGCGGCUAUAACGUGUUCUCGUUCCAUGUGAACGCCCUUAUUUGA
This is a messenger RNA of Rhagoletis zephyria (snowberry fruit fly), 2262 nucleotides long. Lineage: Eukaryota; Metazoa; Arthropoda; Insecta; Diptera; Tephritidae. The record is from RefSeq and is a predicted model, not a curated record.